GCAGACGUAUAUUGUAAUAUUACGUUUAUGCUGUUGUUUUAGGGCCUCGCGGCCAAUCAAAUUAUACCAAGAGCUGAGGAGCUGAAGUAGGCGAUAGUAACGUUAGACGCUUCAGGUUAACGGCGAAGCAACGCACCGACUGAAUUUGUCAAAAUGUGGAGAAAUGAAAACCGACCAACACCAGCUGCAGGCUCUCUCUCCGUGCCUGCUCCGGGCAAUCAAAGAAAGAGGAGCAGGCUGCCUUUGACGUCGAAUCCUUCCGAAAGUGAACUUUUUUAUACCAACAACUACAGUGAGAGUGGUCAAUGGGACCAGUCAGUCUCUUUUACAUCACAACAAGCCAACAUGAAACCUUUUGUUUCACCUAGUAUGGCGGGACAUGGAUAUGCACCAAUACCUUAUCCAAAAAAGCCUGCUUAUGGCUGGUCACAGAAUUGGCAACAAAGACCCCCAAUGAAACAGGAUUCGGUGCCAGCAGUUGGAUUUCAUGUUCAUGGUGGUUUUCCAAGCAGCAGCUCCUCUUCAUUGGGUCAGCCUAGAUGGUCCAGCGGCUUUCAGAACCAGAUUAACAGGCCAACAACUUCCUUCAGAAUGCCUUACACUCCCCAGCAGUGUAACCCUGCAGCAAUAAACACUGAAGAUCCUGGAGCUCAGAGUCAGAGCAGAAGGUGGAACUUCAGAUCUACUGGACCGUCAGGCAGUGGGAUGAGUACAAAAGUAAAGAAGGACACCUCACAGGACCGGAUAAACCCACAGCAUCAGAAGCCUCAACGUGAGAAAUCAUUGCGUGUCAUCACUGCUGUUAUAGAAGGCAUGAAGCACUGGGGCCAGUAUACGAACAGAGCACCAAUGCUCUUUGAGAUUUUUGCCACACUUGAUUCUGCUGUUACAGUCGCAGAUUACGGAGCAAAAAAAUUCCUCAUGAGGGACGGCAAAGAUGUGGUCCAGUGUCUCUACUUUGAAAAUGAUCAGACACUGCCCAAACUGAUCCGGGGUCAGGCGUAUCGCUGCAUUGGGAACUACAGCAAGCAGACAGACACAAUGACUUGCGUGUCAGUCCGGGCUGCAUCACUGUCAGAGCAAAGAAAUUCCCAGGAGGCUGUAAAAGCGUCAGACACAGAGAUGAGGAAUGUGGUGCUGGUUCGCAAUGAAAUCUGAGUCUGAGUAACAGUGUAAAUAUGAAUUUAACAUGAUGCCGACUAAAGUUAAGAUUGAGUUGUGUUAGUUGUGAAGAAGUUCAGAAAAGUUCUGUAAUAAACAGUGAAUGUUAAGCAGCGUUAACUCUGUGACCAUUAGCUGAGGAUUUUGAUUGUAUGUUAUGAAUUAGUCACUUUUCAUUGCAGUUCUGACAUAUAAUUUAUAUGCCUAUAAAAUAUUACUAUAAUUUAUAAGUUAUCUCCACUUUCUAAUGGUCACUUUAUUUGCAUUUACAUUGUUUUGGUGUGUUAAAGAGGAAUUUGUAUUAAUUCAGUUUA
Molecule: messenger RNA, 1475 nt
Organism: Triplophysa rosa
Lineage: Eukaryota; Metazoa; Chordata; Actinopteri; Cypriniformes; Nemacheilidae
Product: spermatogenesis-associated protein 22
Exons: 9
Coding region: 154-1158 (334 amino acids)
Biological process (GO): regulation of meiotic cell cycle; gamete generation; homologous chromosome pairing at meiosis
Source: RefSeq, a predicted model, not a curated record